AUGGGUGAAACCAAGAAGAACAUGGGCUUUCCGUCGGCUUCCAGUUGGGUUUCUUAUGAGAAUGUAGCCGGAUUUACCUGUGAGCUGCUCUGGAAUAUGCGCAACCGGGCUGCUUGGGUCCUCGGUAGGAUUGCACCGUUCUCUAGAGAUGCGAACGUGGAGGAGGAUGGAGCGACUUAUUUUUACAAGUCAUCAGCGGAUGGGCCUGUUGACGAUUUCGCAAGGCCUAGGAAGAACAGUGGAACGGAAAAGUGCUGGCAGUGA
Molecule: messenger RNA, 264 nt
Organism: Coccidioides immitis RS
Lineage: Eukaryota; Fungi; Ascomycota; Eurotiomycetes; Onygenales; Onygenaceae
Exons: 2
Coding region: 1-264 (87 amino acids)
Source: RefSeq, a predicted model, not a curated record